GCUACUGGAUCUUGAAUGGCAUUUUUUCUCAACCAUUGUGGAAAAGGCACAGACUUCAGCUAUGGUCCCUGGGCGGAUCGGCAAAGAGAACACUUGUUCAAAUUCUUCUUUCCACAAGAUUGUCAACCUUUAAAGGUUACAAAACCUUCGUUACCUGGUGAAAAACGACAAGUGCAAUCGUUCGAUAUUAGAUUAAGUACUCAAAAUGAUGCCACAAUCGACAUACUCUUCUCAAAAAAUAAGGAAACGAAUGCAGUUCACAUAAAUAUAGGUCCGGGCUCUUACCUGGAAGUGACCAUGCCUUGGGUUGUCUCCAAUGAUGGAUAUACGACUAAAGUGACUGGCCAGUUACUGCAUUUAGAAGCUACCACUAGUUUACAGUACCGAAGUUUAGUGGUGAGUGAAACGCUAGAAUACACGCUGCAAUCACGCUACCCGCUGAAAUGGAACGACCACCAGGAGUGGAUGCUAACACUGACAGGCUGCAAGGCCACUGUCUGGUUCAUCUAUGCGCACAAGGAGUUCUUUCAAGAUAUGGUCAACGACUGGGCGACCAAAGCUCGUCCAGAUCUGCUGCACUUCAUUCCCUACACGUGGAAACUCACACUGCUGAUGAAAGAGUUUGAGUUCAUAAUGCCUUGCAAUGAGUACAACUGGGUCGAUUGCUCUUCACAAAACCAAGAGAAUAUGUGUCUGGCCUUCUGCGGUGAGCUGUUUGAAUUAACAUUUGAACUGCCGUUCACGGAUUUCCUACCUGCUACGUUACCAUUGAAAUUCUGGAUACAGGGAGAAGGAAUGGACCUAUCUCUGUUCCUACCGUCUGUAUUCACUAGUCGAAGUAUCCUGUUGUCACUCGAUCAAAAUGCCAAAGUUCUGGGACGCAAUGGCAAAGUCAUCAAUCUGCGAUCGGAGAACGCCAGGAAGUGGAGGAAUGUUUGCCAAAGAAGCGAGGGUUGGCUAGACUGCUGGUCGGUGCCUAUCGUUGCCCUGAGCAUCAACUACAUCUACCACCCGAUGCCCCCCUUUGGACCCGAGCCCCAGGCCGACAUCACCACGCCCGAGAAAGAGGAGAUCCUUCUGUCGCCCAUGCGCAUACCUAGGAGUCGAAAGUCGCCCGCCAUACAUCACUGGAGACAGGAGACAGGACAAAAGUUUGACCCCUCAACAAUGUCUCCGGACAAAGUAAGCCUGGAGCUUGAGAUUGGUCCUUCAGUACUGUUGCUGUAUGGCUCCUGGAUAAGAGGCUUUGUCAAUCUGAAGGAGAACAUAUUCGGCGACGACCAAGUGUUUACCGACAUGAACGAGAAGCCGGAAGUGCCGAAAGGGGCGGGGGUAGGUGGAGUGGGAGGGGGUGACAAUGUGAGCACCAGUGAGGAGGAGAUUGGCGGCAAGAAGAAGGACUUUGAUCCGCGCCUGUUUCGGCCGCUAGAGGUCACUGUCUCCAUCACCAUGCACGACAUACAGGCGCAUCUGGUCAAGAACUGCAACGAGAAUGACCCGCCCUGUCCAAUCAUACUGCUGGACAGAUUCGGCUUUGAAAUGAAAAAAGGCUACAAGCAAACUCAACUACAGCUGCUGCUCUCUCCGGCCUUCCUACUCAGCUCGGACAAAGCUAACAGAUCCAGUCGCGAAAAGCAUAUGAAACAGGGACAUCUCAUGCUGUCUGGAUUACAGUUGAGAGGAGAAGCACACUUCAGUGACGAGGGACGCAGAGUGGACCAGGAGACGGUUGAAUACGCCUGGCUGCUUGAAAUUCAACUGGGCAAGUUGACUGGCAAAAUGACAACACCUCAGAUGUACCACCUGAUAACAGGCCUGGAGACGCUUUUGCUGUUGAUCUGCGACUCUGAGAACAAGCUGGUGCCUCCCCACCUGCCGCCCGCCUGUCACCACGGCCUGCCCCCCGUCCAGUGCGGUGACAGCGACCCGGAUGGCUCCUACCGGUGUCCGUCCACCGACGAGAUCAAGUACCGCAUGGUCAGGGUGGCCGUCGAUCAGAUCGACUUCUAUCUGCUCGAGGCGGGUACUGCUAUCAAUCUGUGGGCAUCGCCAAUCCGGUUCUCGACCUGCAACCUGCACGGCAACCAGGUGAAGUCGGGCAUGACAGGAGUGUUGCCAGCUGUGCGCAUGCGUCAACUCAUGGCCAUUGCUAACCACUUUGGUCGUGGGGGCGGUGGUGGUGGACAAGGGCAGGGCCAGGAGGGAGGGGGUAGCAACACUAACACUACGGGCAGUGGGCGUUCUCAGCACAGAUCUUUGGCGAGUGGAGAUGGAAGUGAUGUAUGGUUGGAGGUUGGUUCGAUAUCUUUUGGUCCCUUGAUUUUCGAAGCAGCCGUCUCUCUGUCAAAUUCGGACAGGAAUCUUCACAUAGUUCAGCACAAAUACCUGAAAACGCAUGACGAACGCAGCAAGCGGCUGUGGUUCCUGUGGAGCAGUGAGUGCGGUGGCGGGGUGGGGGUUGGGCCUGCUACGGCCACGGCAGCCGGGUCAGCAAGCGGCGGCUCAUCUGCCCGUUGCGGCUGCAUCGGCGGCUGCGUCUUCUUCGGCCAGAAUCGCAACGGUCAGCGAUUCUUCAAGCCGCAGCCCAGACAGGAUGGGGUCGAUGGUGUCAAUAUAGCCGCUUUCAGGAUCAAUGAGACGGGCAAAGACCCCGGCUUUGGACAGAGUAUCCUUCACGACAAUCAGCUGGUGUUCCACACUCCGCCCUACAAUUCGCUCGACGUCACCAUUCACGAGAAUGUCAUGGUGCUCACAGAUGCCAGCAAACAGAGUUCGGUGCAAGUCAAAAUGGGUGACCACAGUCCAGGCCUUCAGUCGCGCGUAGAGCGUUCGCGGUCGGUGACAGAGUCUCACAACAACAGCAACAACCAGCAACAACACGGAACCAGUUCACCGCAACAACACGGAACCAGUUCUCCGCAACAACAGCAGCAGCAGGUUGGCAGCACUGGCAAGCCGAUGGCCACGCCCAGUCCGCCCGUGUCCUGUGUCAAGACAUCGUUUGGGUCGUCGGUUCUCAUAUACGUCGAAAAAUACCACAGAACGGUGAACAACGGUGGGAGUGGCGGGGGCGGUGGCGGUGUAGGCCGUGACGUGCCCUACGCCCGCCUACUGGACUCGAGUAGUCCGACCAGUCUGCUGCCGCCCAAACUGGACUCGGAUUCGCGUCUGAACAGCAGCGAGCGCACGAGGUCCAUCCUGAGUGUGCCCGAGGCCGACCCCACACCCAAGUCAAGUGUCUCCGACUCCAAGCUGGCCGUCGACUAUUUCAACUCCACCGCGCAGCAGUACAGCGCGCUGGUCAACAGUGUUAAUGUGCAGGGUCCAACAGCAGUGCUGCCCUCCGAUUCGGACCAUUCUAUUGGUCACCUGGAUGACAAGAUGGCGGAGCGCACAAUGUCGAUCUGCAGCGAGAACCAAUCAGAGGCGUUCUUUUCGGCCGAGGAGGAGUUGAUGAGUGGUGUGUUGCCAAGUAGUCGCUCCUCCUCGCUCAGACAUUCCAUCGGCAUAUACCGGCAUGAUAAUGCUGCUAACAGGAAACGUUUCGGUAGCGAUAUGAGUAUCGUAGCUGGAGGAACGGCAACACUGCAUUCUGUGACGGGUGACAACAGGACCAGACUCUCAACACACCGCUCCGACCAUGAGAUUCACACACCUGAACAUAGGAGCAAUAGUCUGAAUGGAGACGAGCUGAAGACGAAUAUAGGUUUGGCAACACCGCUUCUGAGACAUACUGCUCCGAGAUCGAUUAGCCCUAGAUGUGCGACUGGAACUGAUACAGAUACUCUGGAGGCGUCAACUGCUCUACUGGACUCAUCCGACACACACUCCAUAUCGAGUACUUCUUUCAUAUCAGCUGUUUCGUCGCAGGAAGAUCUGACACUGGUGAAUCUGCACAUGCAGGUCAACAAGCCAAUCGUCGAAUCGCCUCUGCUCAUGUCCAGCUAUGUCAACCAUCUGUCACAGGUAAGCUGUACAAAUUGGGCCCAGUCGUCUCUGCCGUAUGGGUCUGAUGCCUUCACCGUGCCUCUAUUCCAGAAAAUGAAUGAUGGCCGAUUGGUGUAUGUUGGUAGCAGAUACACGCCGCGCUUCGAGGCGCUGACCGAGGGCUUCACGUCGCUGAAGAUGAUCAACCGCAGCGGCAAGGACAUGAAUCAGUGCAACAGUCCCCCGCCCCACUCGGGCAAAACGCCCACACACCCCUACAACUGGGACCACACCGAGAUAUUCAACCCCAAUACUAGCAACGAUAUCGACGCUGGGAUACAAGAAGAACUUCUAUCGUUGAGGAACGAAUCUGGCACUAGGACAACAGUUGUGAUAAAGAUGAAGGGUGACGUUGAUGUCCUUGUCAGUCCUCUUGUUCUUGAAUCUCUCCAGAGGUUCAUAGACGCACUAACACCAACACUUAGCACGCUCCACCCGUUAAGCGUGCUCAAUCACCUGCACUUUGGCUGCAUGGAGCGUGUGGAGGCAGCAAAUGUGCUCAAGAAGGACAAGUACCUGUCAGGCUUGCAGGGAGGCGGCAGCAAACGGAGUACGGCUGAAAGGGGCGGCGGCCCUAGUGGGGGCGGUGGACCCAGUCAGCCUCACAGUGUCUACGAGGAGUGUAUUGCCACACAGGUGCAGGGCACUGUCAUAUUUCCCAAGAUCAAUAUAGCCCUGCUGCAGGCGUCUGUUGUUGAAGAAGUGAUCUCGUUCUCAGCGCUUGACAACAUCAGAGACUUGACUUGUGUUUCACUGCUGGCCGUGUCUUUGGACGGAGUCACUGCCCGGUUUCAUUGUGGCAAACAGGCUCGAGAAGUGGUACAGACCUUUCAGCGACCCCCGGUGCAGCCGAGCGGCGUGAAGAAGUCGCUGGCCAAGGGAGGCAAGGCAUUCCUGUUGGGCCAUCAGACCGGCUCCUCAGGUCAGGCAGAUGUGGUCACAGGCGAACCGGUCUACAUAGAGACCUGCGAGAAACAGCAGCAGGAGAGUGUUAUCACACUUAAUAUCAGCAAAGCACACGGUCAGCUGAGACGAUUGAGGAACGAGUGCUCGAUUCUGAAGGACGCUGUCAUCACGGCCAUCCCCAGCCACUGCUCACGUGUCAUGUUCACCACAUGUUCACGUAGCAGUGCCCACACCACGCCACCGCAGUCACGUAAUACCACUGAUGCCGAUGACAAGUUCCGUUAUACCUGUGGUGAAGAUGCACCAACUAUGGUGGGACUAUCCGAGGAGAAAUUGGGUUUCAUUAUGUUUGAGUGUGGACUUGAAGGAAUUGCAUUCAAGGUUGUGAAGCGCUCAAAAUACGACAAAGAAGAUAACGGAGAUGAAAUAAAACAAGGAGAAACUGAGACUCAUUAUACAGACUCUGUGAGAUCGAGAGAGGAAGUGGAAAAUGCUUCUGUAUUAAAUGACCAAUCACAUCAGCCAACUGGUGCAGCUCAUGCUAUUACAAAUGCCGGAUUCUCGUCUGAUUCUUCGGCUCACGAUGCGGCUGCUAACGAAUCAUCCAACGAUCCAAAUACAAGUGGCCAGCCUGGGGUGGGUAGCAAUGCUGUGGUGGGGGUUGGAGGGGAUGAGAACGCCUCUUCGUGUGUCAUUCAGGUGCAAACGGUCUGGUUCAAUUUCGCCGCACCGCCCAGGGCACCCAUUACAAGGAAGAUCGACUAUACUAGACUGGAUUGGAACCUGUUGAGCACGGCUUCGCCGGCCAUCAACGCGUGGAUGAACCCUAGCAACCGGUUUGCCAUCCGCGUGGUGCACAUGCUGCGCUGUCGCUACAGGAGAUGCACCGCCAUUGUCACCUGCCUCAUGGCCGAGGCACUGGAUGUGCAGAGCAUACACAUGCCAUCCAAGAGUCGCUACGGCCGGUUCACACCACUGUCGAAGGCCCUACAGGAGGACCCCUCGUGUCAGCUGUGCUCUGUGCUACAGAAGUAUUUGUUGCAAAACACAACCAGUGUCGAGGAGAACCUUAAAGAGUCCGAUCUGCCUCACUUGUCCACACUCAGACAGGGUGUGAUUGUAUUGAGUCGUCAAUGGAAGAAUAUUCUCUACACACCUCUGCUACUGGAGCAUAACUUCAAGAGUAAACACCUUGUGAAACCUUUGAACGUGACGUUUGCUGUACCAGACCCUGACGAGGAGAAUUUGCUUUUGGACGGUGACGGGUGGGGUGAGGAAUGCGACGCUGAUGAGGUGACCGACGAGAAUGCGAUGCUGUUGAAUGCCUCCACGGGGGCAGCCACCGCCCAGGCUGUACAUGCACUGCAACGGGUACUGCUCAAGCGUGCUAACAACAACGGGAUGGGAGCGGGCGGUGGGAGGGGAGUGAUGACGUCACCGGGCCAGGGGGUGUUACCAGGGGGUCCUGUACCUCCCCACUCUCCCCCAAACGCGCAUCUCACUCUGGACAGCCUGGUGUUCAGUUCGCCCACGUCGCCAAAUUCGGUCCAGUUGCAACAGCCUGGAGGUCGAAAGAAGUCUCUGCUGCCUUCACAUCCACCUGCCUCGUCUCGAGCCAGCAUUGUGUUUCCACUGCUCAACAACACCAAUCCAUUCCAGCAUCGCCGAGUCGACAGUCAGGGUGGAAACACUGUCGAAAAAGCUAUCGGCUAUUCAACGCUGAAAGAAGACUACAAGUCACACUCUAGCCAUCCUAGCCUGACUCUACAGGGUGUGGGUGGCAUGAACGCCAACAACGGUGGAGGCGUAGGAACGGGUGACAGUCAUCACUCGUUGACGUCUCUCGACCAACUGAACAACCAGCAGACGCAGCAGUCGUUUUCGCCCAGCUACAGUGCGCAUGCGCAGAAGGACAGUGGUGGUGGCGGCGGUGGUGGAGGGGAGGACCUGUACACGUGGAUGGCCAAACAGCAGGAGUUUGAAACUCCCGCCGCCAACGAGGAAAGCAAGAUGGCGGCGGCGCCUGUUGGCGGUAUACCCAAGGGCGAUUAUUGGACAAACAACCAGACAAAGAUGACGCAGGUGAACGUGACCACUCACGAUGGCAGCAUUGUGAACCCGGACUAUCUGCUAUUGGCUGCCGCUGGCUACAGCCUCUAUCCAAUGCACGACUCCCUACGUCUGCUAGAUGCCCAUCUCAUAUUCGAGCCACUCCUCUCCAGUCUGGGAGUCAUGCCUCAGCAGAUGAUUGGCAACUAUGGUGGAGGCACAAAUUCGCUGGACUCAUGGGGCUCGAAUUUGUCGUUGAUUGGUGGCAUGGAAGCGAUCAGAAUCGACAUAGUGGUCAGUGAAGUGGGCAAACUGCAAGACAAGAAGGUCAAGAAGCCUCUAUCGUCCAAAUCUGACUCCAAGUUCUGGCUGGAGAUGCCCCCGGACACGCCGGCGCUGCUGUGCGAGCGCGUGGGUGUGGAGCUGCAGGUGUGUCGUGUGGCCGAUAUGACCAUAGUGGACGACCUCAGCCGGCAGCGACGCAACAUGCUCUAUGUGUCGCGCGGUCAACUAAAGAAGCAUCUCAGCACCUCACUCAACCUCAAUGUGUCGGUGCGAUAUAUCGCUCAACAGGUGAACAUGCCUCUACUGAGACUGUUGCAUCAGAUCAGCAACAUGUAUCAGAAUGUGAAGGAGACACAACUGGAGCUCAAGGAGCAGCAACCCGACAACUCGAAACCUGUCCCUAAGACGCCUCCAGCUAAUAAUUCCGGUCUAAAUCUACCAGACCUCGCCCUACCGCAGAGCCUGCUCUCAGUGGAGGAGGAGAAGAAAUCGGCAACAUUGCCGCGGUCUCCCAGCACCAAACAGCUGAACAUCGCCAUCCCGUCGCUAGUCUCGCCGUCAUCAUCCGUCAAAUCGCCCCACAAACACCAGACGUUCGCGCAGAAGCUGCGGCAAACCAGCAAAAGCGUGCGCGGCUACAUCAACCUGGGCGACGUGGUGACCGGACAGGCGGGCGUCAAACUGCCCAGUCCAACCACCGAAAAGGAAACCGUCACCAUGACACCACGCUGCUGGAAAACGGUGUACUAUCUGCUAGAUCUGUACGCAACCAUGCCGGAAACGAAAACCGUCGCGCAUAGCCGGUUCUCAGUGGCGGGAGAUGUGUCGGAAGGCUAUAAAGGUAAUAGAAAGUAUGAUUUGUUACCUGAGGUGAAAUCUACUGAUGAUAUCGAGCGGGGGGAGAACCCUUCAACCCCUGUCCCUUCCCAACAACCCCGGGAGUUGAACCUCGUAGCCGGAGAACGUACAAGGUUAAAAGUUCUCGCUGUAGCUAAAAUCCAUCGUACCAGGCUACUAGCCACGUUGAGCGGUUUAAAGUUAGAAGCUGAAAUCACAAACCUACAUUCUAGUUUAACCGUUAAGAAAAAGACACGCCCCGCUAGUAUGGAGUGUUCCCUCACGGGACAUGUCGGUCGUACCAUGAUUGUUCUACUGGAGGGUGUAGCACCCAACCAACAAACUGUCGUGAAGGUUACGGUGGGCAAAUCACAGGCUUUGUACUCUAGUAUAACUCGUAGAAUGAAGGAUAAGAACUCGGGGUUGUUGACUAUUGGCGCGGUCAGUGUGGAUAUACCUCAGCACCCGGUAGCGUUGCAUGGUAUGAUGACUAGGAGUAGUAAAGAGCUUUCGUUUACUCUACAGGAACUGAGGGUUACAAGAACUAGUAGCAGAAUGAGUAGGGGGACAACGGUAGAUGAUGUGGACUCGGCCACCCAACAGUCUCCCGGUCAGGCGAGGGUUUUCAACCCUGCAUCAACCCACACCAGUGUCAAACACCAGAUGGUGGAGCCGAACCCUCUGUUACAACCACUCGUCAUGACGUUCAACGUGGUUUUGCAGAGUCUGAGUAUAACAGCCGCUCUGUUACCCUCCCUCCAAGCACAAUACAAGAUGGAUCAAGUCACCUCCAAAGGUGUGACCGGUAGUAAAGCCAAGUUCAUCAUAGAUCUCCCACGUCAUUCCCUGUCGUUCUCAACCAAAGUUCAAGUCACCGAAGCUAACCUCCCUUCAGAGGCUAGCAUAGAACUGCCCAAAGUCCAUGUGCAAGCCGAGUAUGUUCAAGAUGGUGCAAGCACGAGGGAUGGGAAUUUCGCUGAUGGGGUAGUUUUGAGACAAGGUAACUACAUCAGUGCAGUGGCUGAUAUUGGGGUGUUUGAACACUCGUUGACAACGGAUUUGUUGAAUCAUCUGGUGUUUGUGCAGAAGGUGUUUAUGAAGGAGGUGAACGAGGUGGUGCAGAAGGUGUAUGGAGGCGAGAAACCGGUGCCGUUGUGGUGUGAGGACUCGGACGAUGCUAAUUCAUCAUCAAGCAGUAUCAAGAGAAUUUUGUUUUCCCUAGUAAUACAUAUUAAACGCAUACAAUUGACUGCUACGACUCCUACAAGCUGUGCCGUGAGACUGGAGACUGGUGCAGUAGAUUUCCAGUUGUCUAACCGUGUUCAAAACGUGUCCGGUUGUACUCAACAGCUUAACGCCUCGUUAAAAGUGUUCUGUAAAGCGGCGGUUGACGUUAAUCUCAGUUUAGGACAGUUGAUUAGGAAUGUGCUGUUUGAGGAAGCCGAACCAGAGUACCAACAGUUUGCGUUUUUCAAAACUAGGAUCGGGUUGAGAAACGCGUUUGAAGGUGAGACUGUUGGCUCUGGAAGUGAGGAUAAGGAAGUGGUUUUGAUCACAUUGAAACGUCCCCUAGUCUAUAUUCAGCCGAUAGCUGUAGAUAAAGCGAUACUGGUUUGGUUGAAUUAUAAGAACGCGUAUGAAUAUUGGAGUGAGCAGAGGUCGAAUUUGAACAAGGAGGUGUUGACUGCAACACAACAAGUUUUUGAGAAGGUCCCCUUCGAGAAACUAACCACCAGCCCCCAUUUGGGCACGCUGUUUCUCCAGUUGACAGUGGAAGAUAUGGGGAUUUGUAUACCUCUCAACCCUCUCCCCCCGCCUACCAGUAUCUGGGGGUUGAACCGACCCCUAUUCAUAGACAGCGACUCGUGUGCUGCCGUGGUGGUGACCUUGGAAUCUACCAGUAUAUCUGCCUGCAGCUCAGGGUCACUAGUGAGUAAGGGUAGGUUUGUAGGGUUGUGUUUGAGGUUUGCGGAUGACUUUGAAACGUCCCUGGAUGACUGGAAACCGGACACCAGUGAGACGACUGUUGCAAUGAACCUGUGUGUGGUGUCGGAAGGCACCUACGAGGUGUGCAGUCGAACAGUGGCUGCUCAGAGGUUGGAGUCUGAGAACGCCAAGUGGUUCCUGAAUGUGCAAUGGGCCAUGGAAGGUGUCGACAUACAUCUAGAUGUGAACAUUGGGAAACAAUUGUCUGCUCUGGGACAUACAUUGACUAUGUUAACAGCUGUACAAGAGGACGAGAUAAUUAUACCGGGGAGUUACGACAGUGAUGAUGGGGAUACCGCUGAUAACCAGGAUGCCUCUCAGGAGAGUAUGUUGUUGAAGAGAAGUCACAACCUAACCUGUGAUGGGCUGCCGGCAUUCGCGUUGGAUCCUUCAAUCGACGCUAAAAUACGGUCUAAAUUGAUUGAGAAGGAGAUGAACGAGCAAGCUAAAACUAUAAAUGUGCUGAGAUCGUUGGGGGCGUCCCAAGGUACAAUCGAACAUGAAAUGAAGAAACUGCACAAGUUGGAAGCGAUGGUGUUCAAAGAUUUCAGACGUGACAUGAUACAGAGGUUGCGCAGACAGAACGUGAAGACUAGUGAUGUAAAAUCGAAAGGCGCCUCGAAAACUAACGCUUGUAGGUCACGCUCCUUCAUAGUUCCCACUCAAACUUUGGAACAACAUUUGGAGUUGGAUUCCCCCGAUGAAACUAGGGCUGCUAGUACGUCGGCGAGUUUCGAAAGCUCCCCCCAUUCGGGUCCCAGUCGGUCGGCGUCGUUAAGGGCGACAACUAAGGGGUUGGGGUUGGGGGCGGCACCCCCCAAGGUCACAUUUUGUGAAAGACAAACGUCACUACCCAGUGGGAGCUCGGAAAUUAGUCUACCCCUUGAUGACAAUCUUCUGGACUGGGCGACCAAUGAGAGUACAGAGCUAUUGAGGUCUAAAUUAUCCCCCAACAAAUCUAGUUUUGAUUCGAAUGAUGGUAGCACGUUGUUGUUAGUUGAACCGGAGACGACGAGAGAUCAAGGAGGCGGUGUUUCCCCCUCUUGUAACCCUACAACGUCUCAAAUGAAACCACACGAACCUAACAUCGAUUUUGAACUGGAUGUUAAAGUGUUGAUAAACAGUGGGAAGUGUGUGUUGCAUACUAAAGAUUUAGGUAGGGAGGAUGAGUUGAAGUUUUCAACCCGUAUGAAGAAGGAGCGAAGUUGUUCGGGAGGUAUGUUUGAUUUCCCGCCUUCCAGUCCGAAUUUGAACCGUCGCUCACAUAAGGAUCGCCACCAGCAAGCGUCCACGUCCACCACCAGAUUGCGCCAGAGUCUGCAAAUGCAAACAAACGCGGCCAACAUCACUCAGGCCGAUCUGACCAUCUUCCACAUACCUGGGUUGGAUGUGAAGGUCCAUUACGAGUCGAAAACCAUCCCUGAGGAUGGAACAGAAGCUAGUAACAACACUUCCAUGUCCCGUGGUAAGACUAGCGGCACUAAGAAAGCCAGUUUGUUUGCUUGGACCACGUUACAGAGUAUCCCCGAGGAAACUAUCAUCUCCCCGCAUAUCUUGGAGUUUUUGGAGCAGACUUUGGAACCGAUACCAGCUAAUGAAAAGACAUCACCGUUCCCAGACUCUCGGCCCAUGAACUCUAUGUUCGCUAUGGAUCGAGAUGACGAACUUACCCCUAGUCCGUGGGCUACAUCUGGGGGACAAUAUGCCUACGCUUCAUUCCCGGUAGAUGUGAUAGUCUACUUCCACAUGCAACCCUCAACGUUUCGAUUCUCGUGUCUGCCUGUAUCCAGGGUGGAAUGUAUGCUACAACUACCCAGCUUAGACAUUGUGUUCUCGUCGAAACGAGCCGAGUUGGAGAGUGAUUUCAUGAAUGCUAGUUUCAACACCACUUCGUCCCCGUCUGUGGCUAUGGGCGGUUUGAGUGUAACCGGCUGUUUAGCUGAUUUCUCCGUGCAUAUUUUCCACCCCUACGGUGGUAAGAAGACUAGCCACAAGGAAACACAGUGGUCACCGUUGAGUGACAGUGAACGCAAGGAUUCCCUGAGUAUUAAUGUGGAGUUUGUCAAGUUUCAUUUGUCUCGUAGUCGGAAAACUAACUACGAGAGUGCUAAGGGGAUGAAAAGUAGUGGUUCUGACCUAAGUCAAGCGAUCAUCAGGUUUUCCACGAUUAUCGAUAUUGGUUCAGCGUCGUUUAAGUAUGAUAUGAGACGGUUAACCGAGAUUCUAGCGUUCCCCAAAGCAUGGUACCGUCGCAGUAUAGUUAGAAGGUUGUUUCUAGGUGAUUUGAGUACCAUGGCGGUGUACAGUGAAGAUUCAAGUCCUGAUCACGACAUAGAAAGCGAGCGAAGUCCGAUAAUAUCGAGCUCAGGUCGAGAUAAAAACUUGAGGUUGAAUCUGGAGAGUGAUUUAGCUCGACAUGCCAGGUUGAGAGAACGAGGCAAAAGUGGAUCAAGCUCUGAAAGUGCUAGUCCGUCUGAUCUCAAACCUACAGCGUCUGCUUGGGAAACGUUAGUACUGUUUGCGGUGAACUUUAAACGGUUGAAUGUCCAUAUGAACAUGGGUAACGUUAUGGGCAACGUUCAGUGGUUGUCGAAAAACUUCAGGUCUGAAGGGAGACUGUCGAUAGGGAGUACAGGUCACAAAAAUAUGUUUAUAGGGCUAGGACUAGGAGGUAGUGCCCUGGAAGCUAAGGGAGGUAUAGUAGGUGGAACGAUUGAGAUCAGUAAAGUGGACACUUUCAUUUUGAUCAGGGAGGACCCCGGUACUGAACCAGACCACACCAUCGGUCUGAAGCUGUUUGCGUUGGAGUUGAGGUUAGAUUACAUGGGGACAGGUGUGUUGAUGUGCAGAGUCAGCUCGCUGGAUGUGUCGUUACGAGACGAGUGGAAGAUGACGGAUAGGAAGGCGUCAAUCGAUGCUUUCAACCCCACUCGACGCCCGGCAACAAUCUUUGUGCAUGGAGAUCUGGGUUGGGAUCAGUUGCAGCUGAUGAUAUCCAAGUCAACAACUGUGGACUUGAUGAAGAUGUUUUACAAGCUAGAUGAGUUUUUCUCGCAGCAGUUUAAGAGUAGUAAGAGGGUGUUCUCGUCCUUGGGUUCCCAGCGGAAUAAGAGCAACAACCAGGGUAGUAGUUUUAGAAGGAGGGGACAACACGCUAGGGGUAAAAAAGGAGGCGGGGAAAUAAGUAACCCCCAACCCCAACAAACUUCAUUCAAGGUGAUUCAAGACGCAAAACACCACCGACAUUGGCAGAAAGUUUUGUCACAGGUAGCAGGGUUACAUCUAUCAACAGUUCGUCUCCCGCUGCCCGAUUCAGGUACCGUUCUCGGCGGCACAAUGGAACUCCAUGGCAACAACAUCUCAUUGGCCUGCUUCCACGGCAUACACUUCAAAUCCAAGUCGUGGGCUCUCUUCUCCCUCAAAGAACCUUGCAUCUCGUUCACGACCGAGGCUCAGGAAGUGAUGUCCAGUGACACCAACGAGAACCUCGAUGUGCAUAUUGUGCAGACGCUGACUUUCAGUUUGGGUAUGACGGGGGAGCAACCCCACAUACAGCAACACGAUAGUAUGGCGACCGUUUGUAAGGUUAGUAGGAACAUUUUGUUCCCGCCGCAGUUCCGUAUGUUGUCGGAAUGGUUUCAUUAUGCGUUCGCUUGCAGUGAUAUUGAUAGUAUUGAUAGGUUCCCCAGUUUGGAGAAGGAGCGUAUGGAGAACAGUGAUUCUAACACGGCUAGAACCAGGUCUGCCAACAAACCAACUGAUCCUAACCACACUAGAGAGGUAAUUUUCGCGUUACCUUCGUUGCAACUACAUCUAAAAACCGAACACCUGCAACCGCCGUUGAUUCCUGAUGUAGUUGACGAUAAACCACGGGUUGAAUGUAGUUUUGUGACAGAGUUUGAGGACCAUAUUUUUGUGACAGUUGACGCCGAGGCGUUCUUUUUCCUGCAUGACUUGAUUACAUCGUAUAUAAGGGAGAAAGACCGGAUGACCGGUUUUGGACAAGGGUUGAGGGCUAGCAGUCCUGAGCCUCAGACCUCGCGGAAGAGGUCGCCCGAAGAUGGAGGAGGAGGGUCGUCUGAGAGUAGAGACGACAGUUUUGGAGCGGGCAACAGUGAGGAGAAGAAACAACGCGAGAAGGCUGCGUUUGAGGCUAGCGAAAAGUUCUCCAACGACUGGAGAAACUUUCUGUGUAAAACUUGGCAUCUCGAGCCUACCGUCCGGCUUUUGUCGUGGGGUGGUAAAAGUAUCGAGCCCUACGGUGUCGAUUAUAUCCUACAGAAGUUGGGAUUCUCGCAUGCUAGAACUACGAUACCCAAAUGGAUGCAGAGAGGUUUCAUGGAUCCUUUGGACAAAGUUUUGGCGAUUCUGGUGAUGAGGAUGGUGCAGAUUAUUAGGGAGGAUCCCAAAAUGGCGGCUAGUCAUAGGUAUCACCAUAAUUUGCAACAGUUGAGGCGGUCCAAUCAUUGAAUUGAAAACAAUUUUCCUGAGAAAACGGCGUUGAAAGAGUCAACAAUUUGAAUCAUUGAAUAGAUGACAAUUUUCUUGAAAAAAACUGCGUUGAAAGAGUCAACAGGUUGAAUCAUUGAAUAGAUGACAAUUUUCCUGAGAAAACGGCGUUGAAAGAGUCAACAGGUUGAAUCAUUGAAUACAAGACAAUUUUCUUGAAAAAACGGCGGUGAAAGAGUCAACAGGUUGAAUCAUUGAAUAGAUGACAAUUUUCUUGAAAAAAACUGCGUUGAAAUAGUCAACAAUUUGAAUCAUUGAAUACAUGACAAUUUUCUUGAAAAACGGCGUUGAAAGAGUCAACAGGUUGAAUCAUUGAUUUGAUAACAAUUUUCCUGAAAAAACUGCUUGGAAAGAGUCAACAGGUUGUCAAAUAAUAGUAAAAAUAGAAAUAUUCUUUUAUUUAUAAAAUUGAGUUAUAGUACCCUUUGGAAUAAUUAAUAAAAUAAUAGAUUAAGAAUGCAAAUUAUAACUUUGUGUUAUAAUUAUAAAUGGAACUAUAAUUCUAUUUUAUAAAUAAAGAAAGUUACCCUGAAUACAUACAUUUUAAGAAGAAAUAUUCUUAUUUGUCAUGGAUAAAUUGUAGACAUAUUCAUCAUCAUAAUUUUCUACAAUUAAAGCGGUCUGUUCCAAUCAUUGAAAUUUAGGUUUUACUGACAAAAACUGUUAUGAAAGAGACAAGAUGUCGAAAAGUUGAAUUGAUGACCAUUUGACAGAGAUAUCUAAUUUGUUGCAAGUCAAUAUAGGUUGUGAAAAUUAUCAGAAAAUACAAAUAUUUAUGUUUUGUAGAGAUGAAUAGAUAUGAGCAUCUGUUAUUUUAUUCAUCAUCAAUGGCUCUUACACAAUAAUGAUCAUAGAAGGAUUGGUAAUGAAUAAAGAGGCUUGGCUUAUACUAUUUCAUUUCCUACAUUAAAAUUUGUCCUAGAAAGGUUGUGUUUCUCCAGCACUUUCAAACGCAGAUGAUAUCAAUUGUAAUCACCAUAAUUUGCUACAAUUAAGGCGUCGUACCAUCGAAUUAUUUAUUAUUAUUUGGCAGAAAAUCUAUCUUGAAAGGCAGCAGGUUGUGAAGAUGUCUUUGAAUAUAGCGUUAGAUAGAUAGCUACAGGUAGAAAAUUACAGCAUUUAAGGCAAUUGAAUCAUUGAAAUUGAUAUUCAUUUAGGAAACAUCCUGAAAGUAUAAAAGAAGCGGUUGUGAAAAUGUUUACAAAAUUGGAGUUUUUUGUUUUGUACCUAGAGAUUUCUUAGAUCAAGAUUAGGGCAAUCAAAUUAAUGAGCAUUCCUAAUACUAUUUGAAACAAAUAAUUGGAAAAAACCAAUUGGUUGUGAAAAAUUGUAGAGUACAGUAAAAAUUGAGAAAUUUUGUUUCGUAGCUUGAAAUGGAUCAUUUGUGAACUUUUUUCUUCAUCUUUAUGUAUGUAGUAACUUGAAUUCUAUAAUAGUAAGGAAUUAUAUGCAUGUUAAAAAGAACUAUUUGAUAUAAUUGAAUGUAGAGCACAUUAUUUAAAGAUAAAAUAAAACUAUUAACUUGAUCGUCAUAAUUUGGAGUUGAAAUUGAUGAGAAGUAAGAAAGAUCGCUCAACAAAUUACUUGAAUUAGACAAUCUUAUUCUUCGAAAAUGCUCAUUUUUAGUCACUUCCAAUAAAAGAAGAAUCAAACGCAACCUAUGAGAAAAUCUAGCUUGGCUAUUUGAAUUAUUCUAUUUAAACUCUGCUUUCAAUUUGAUUAGCACUGAAACUUUCUGAUCCACGACGAAAUUAAUCACCAAGUUUUUUGUCUCGAUUAUUUUUGGACAGUUUGAAGCAUGUCUUUCUAAGUUUUUUAUGUUGCAAAUGUGACGGGAAUCAUAGGAUAUAUCUGUACCAUAUAGAGUAUAGAAAAUUUUAAUACUAUCAAAUGAAAUCCAUAUAGAAAAUUGUAUCUAUCAAAUUAAAUAACAGAUUACAAUUAAAAGCAUCUUUCGAAUCGGUAGCAAAAACAAAUGCAGAUUUAAAUAUCAAGAAAACAGCUAUAUAAUUGAACCUUGACAUUUCCAAAAUAAUGUGGAAAUUGACAAGAUAUUGAAUUGUAGAAGAUUUUCAUUCAAUACAUAUAUCUAAUCAAUCUCACACUUUGGUUAAGAGUCCAAGCUAUGAGUGAACUCUAUCAAUGUAGAUAACAUUCUAUAUUGAGCCAUAUAUAAUACCAUAUCCUUAAUUCAGUGUAUUUAAUUAUAUUUCUUAUUCAAUUUAUUAGUUCCACAGUAGGUUUUAGUGUACACUUGAUAUUAUCAUUGUGAUUAUCCUUCUAUUGUAAAUACAAGAUUAAAUGUUAUGCAGCUCAAAAAUAAUUGAAAUUGAUUCAAAAUGCACAUAGAGCUGUAUUAUAUAGAAAUUUAUUUUACAUUCUGUAUCAACUAUCGCUCAUAAUAAUUUUAUGUUUACUGUAAAUAAGGUUAUGAAAUGCUUGUAGAUUUCACAGUGUAUAUAUGUGUAGUUUUGCUAUAGUGAGGUCCACGUUAUGAUGGCUGUGUUUAAUUAACAAUGGUAUUGCUAUCCUUGUCUAUCAUUCAACAAAGCGGAUAGAGCUAUCUCUUUCUUGCUUUACUCGGUUGCCGGAUUGUUUUUUAAGAAUGUAAAAAUGAAAUUAAUUCUAAAUUCAUUAUGAAAUUUUUGAAAAAAUAUAAUUGAUUAUUUCAAACGAGAAUGAACAGUUAGACUAAUAUUACAUCAAUAAACCGGUAUCAGUUACCCUCCAUUGACAAGACAGAGGAUCGGCAACGCUGUUCUCCUAUCUUUCUCCACUGCCAUUAUAACGUGGACCUCACUAUAGAUCAGUGCCAUAAUAUAAAAUUUAUAUUGUAUAACGUGUUAAGUCCAAAGAAAUAUUGUUAUUGUUGUGGAGCCAGUUUUAAUUAAGUGUUUUCACUUGUAUAAAUGUGUAAUAUUUGAUGAGUUGGUUAUGUAUUUUAACUAUUAUCCAAUAUUAUAAUUUACUCUCAAAGCAGUAAUUUAGUUAGUUGAUCGGUGAUAUAUAUUUAUGAAAAUUUGUUUUAUAUUUCUAGCUUGGUGGAUUAUUGAUUUGGAUGAUUGGUUUUUAAAAAUUGCAAUUUGUUAGUAGAAAACUGAAAUUUUACAAUUUCAAAUGCAAUACAGUAGUUACUCAGAUUUGAACAUUAUAUUUUUAAAUUUCGGUAUUGUAAUUCUAAUUUUUACACAUGAUUUGUGCAACAUUAAGCUGUGUUUACACCGAAGCUGUCAACAAAAUGAUUAUUUUUCCGUCCUUAUAGAUUCUAUUAGAUUGAACAUAACUUAUCAUACACAUGAUGUGCAGAUGUGUUUGUCAAGUUCCGUUCAAUCUAAUAGAAUCUAUAAUGACGGAAAAAUAAACAUUUUGUUGAUAACUUUGGUGUAAACACAGCUUAAUUUAACAACUUGAAUUUUUCUUUGGAAAACGCUCUCAUGACCAAAUAUAGUCUAUCAACCAAGAAAUAUACAUCUAUAUUAUUCUAGUUAGUAUAUCUGUUACGGUAGUUUAUUCCAUGAUUAUAUAUAUCCUCUGUAUCAGUUUAAUUUUUAAUUUAUGAAAAUGGUAUUUCUAAUCUGUCCUGCUGCUCUAAGAACAAAAUAUGUUUUCUCCUUCCUGUGUAAUGUUUUGAAAGAGAAAUUAAGUAAUAGUUUUCUUGUUUAUCAACUAUUCUACCCAAAUAUUUUAUGGUCAAUUUAUUAUUCAUCAGUAAUUUAUGUUUUGUUUUGGUUCCUGGUGGUGUUGCCAAUAAUUGAGGGUUAGAAAUUGGACCGUGUAGUAUGCAGCUGAACAUAUUGUACAUUGUUCAUAUACCUUCUAGUCAUAACUGCAAUUAUUUGUAUUUUUUAUCGAAGUAAAAUGUAGUUAACCAUUGA
Nilaparvata lugens (brown planthopper) is the source of this 18434-nucleotide messenger RNA. RefSeq names its product transmembrane protein KIAA1109. Lineage: Eukaryota; Metazoa; Arthropoda; Insecta; Hemiptera; Delphacidae. The record is from RefSeq and is a predicted model, not a curated record. Gene Ontology annotation, biological process: synaptic vesicle endocytosis.